GAAACAGAAGGGAUUAGUGAAGUCCGAAAAGCAGGGCUGUUUUGGAACAGGGAGACAUCCAGAGAGAAUAAUGACUAAUGUCACUCUGGCUGACGUUUACUGGGGGAUCACCAUGCGCCAGUUUUCAGGUUUCAUUGUCAUUAGCUCAUUUAACCCUCAGAAGCCCCCGAUGCACCGGGAGACGUUAUUAUUUCCCUUUUACAGGUGAGGCAGGGCGCUUGAGCCAUCGGGCUGAGGUCUCUCGGCAGCUGCGCGGUGGAGCCAGGAUUUGGAGGCAGGCAGGCUCUGAGGACUGUGUUCUGUUUAGUUCCGGUUUCCGAGGCAAGCUGCUGUGUUAAGUGUUGGGAGCUGCUGAGCAGAAACCCCUCGGCUGAAAGUGAAGUGCCGUGGCGUGUUUCUGGAUUAACUACACUCUGAACUCGAGGGCUGCUGCCUGACCUUUAGUCUAGACAUAUUUUUUGGUCACUCAUCGCCUAUCAGGGGUGUGGCUCUGACCUUAUAAUCCACUCUCUAGCAUUUUCCCCAAAUCCCAAUAUCCUGUUUGAGGGUGUGGCUUGCGAGGGCACACCUAUAGCAAGGAGCCUUGGAACUCAUCAAUUUCACGUUCUUUUUGCCGCCUCUCGCCUGGCUGUCUCCUUCGGAGGCCUCUCACGUCUUGCUUGACUUCCAGUGUGGAGAAGAUGCUCAAGGAACACUGAAAAGCAGGUGGUCGCUCCCAGGGGCCGUGAGGACCACCCAGAUCCAGUAUUGUUGCGAGCCAGGUGGACUGGCAAACUCGGAGAGAGAGCGUCUCCGGGUUGUACGCACCGCCUCCGCUUCUGAAAGAUUUUGGAAAUCCCUUGUCUCCAGAUUGCUGGAAUUGACUUGCUCAAGUGAAUCACCCAAUGGAGACAAAGAGAACUAAUGCUUUGUGCUGACUCAUAUUUGAAUCAAAGCAUUGGGGAGACUGUCUGACUUGUUUGUGGAAAGAACCAGUGAUAGUCUGUGUCACUGAGCUUCCUAAUACUUCUGAAGAUAAGAAGUUAGAGGAAUACAUGCUUUCUUUUGAACUUUUAUAACAAAUAUUUGCUCUAGUUUUGAAGCCCAGGGCUUCUAGGCUUGUGAAUGACAAGUCUUACAAGUGGCCUUAUUCCAUCUCCAGUAACUCCUCAACCGGAUUCUUCGUUUAUAUGUAAUCCUAAAGUGACAGAAAACAUGCCAACCCAGUCCCUUUUAGUGUAUCUAGAUGGGCCAGAAGUUAUCGGCAAUUCUCCUGGCAGCCACAUGGAGAUAGAGGAUGCCAUGACACUGAAAGGGGCUGCUACUGUUCCUUUCAGAGACACGCAAGAAAAAAACCCAACCCAAAUAGAAGGAUACAUGCCCUUGGACUGCAUGUUCUGUGAUCAGACCUUCACACAUUCAGAAGACCUUAAUAAACAUGUCUUAAUGCAACAUCGGCCUACACUUUGUGAACCAGCAGUUCUGUGUGUUGAAGCAGAAUAUCUCAGUCCUCUUGAUAAGAAGCAAGUGAGAACAGGACCUCCAAAGGAGAAGAACUGCAAAGAAAAUGAAGAUUUUAGCUGUGAGGUAUGUGGGCAGACAUUCAGGGUCGCUUUGGACGUUGAGAUCCACAUGAAGAAACAUAAGGACUCUUUCACUUACGGCUGUAAUGUGUGUGGGAGAAGAUUCAAGGAGCCGUGGUUUCUUAAAAAUCACAUGCGAACACACACAGGCAAGUCCGGGGCCAAGAGCAAACUGCAGCCUGGCUCGGGGAGCCCGGCGACCAUCAACGAGGUGGUGCAGGAGUCCACAGCCCAGAGCAUCUCAUCUCCUUACAAAAUCUGCAUGGUCUGUGGCUUCCUGUUUCCGAAUAAGGAAAGUCUAAUCGAUCACAGGAAGGUGCACACCAAAGAAACAGCUUCCGGUUCGAGCAGCACCCAGACAGACUCUCAGCAGGAGGGGAUGCCAUCUCCAGGGCAAGAGUUCUUGCAGUUUUUAAACCUGAGGCCAAAAUCUGACCCUGAAACCGUGAAGACGCCUGCAAAAUGGAUACCUCAGCUCGACCCAUUCACCACCUACCAGGCAUGGCAGCUGGCCACCAAAGGGAAGGUGGCCGUUUGCCGAGAAGUGAAGGAGCAGCCAGGGCAGGAAGGGAGCACCGACAAUGACGACUCGUGCUCAGAGAGAGAAGAGCUUCUAGGAAUUUGGAAUGUGAGCAAAAGCCAUCCCGAAGGUUCUGGGAAGUCCAGAACAAGUAAAAGCGGUUGUGCGGGCCUCUCACAAGAUAAAGAGAAGCGUAGACACGCCAGCAGUGAAGUGCCUUCCGUGGAUGCAGACCCCAAGUCGCCCAGUACCAGGGAGAAGCCGACGCAUUGCUCCGAGUGCGGCAAGGCCUUCAGGACCUACCACCAGCUGGUCCUGCACUCCAGGGUGCACAAGAAGGACCGGAGGCUGGGCGCCGAGUCGCCGACCGUGGCCGCGGACGGAAAGCGGCCCAGGACGUGUGCUCCAGACCUGACCACCACCCUGGAGGAAAAUGGAGCCACUGACCGAGAGGGUGGCUCUGAGGACGGCUCCGAGGAUGGCCUUCCAGAAGGGCUCCAUUUGGACAAAAAUGAUGGAGGAAAAAUAAAGCAUCUUACGUCCUCAAGAGAAUGUAGUUAUUGUGGAAAGUUUUUCCGUUCCAAUUAUUACCUCAAUAUUCAUCUCAGAACGCAUACAGGUGAAAAACCAUACAAAUGUGAAUUCUGUGACUAUGCUGCAGCGCAGAAGACCUCCCUGCGGUACCACCUGGAGAGGCACCACAGGGACAAGCAGAUGGAUGCCGCCCCCGAGGCCAGGGACGCCAGCAAACACCCGGAUGCCGACAAUGCACUACUCACCGCCCACAACACGCAAACCAAAAAUUCGAAACGAUUUUCUAAUGGUGCCAAAGAUGUUAAAGGCGGCCCACCCACAAAGCAACUUAAGGGGAUGGCCGCUGCCUUCCAGAACAUUCUGGGCAGCGCUGUCCUCUCACCAGUACGCAGAGAUACUCAGGAUUUCAUUCAUAAUGCAACCAAUGAUAGUGCUGAUAAAAUGAUCAAAACUCCUGUGCCAGCUUAUUUGGACAAGUUAAAGAAGAGGCCAGCCGUGAAACCUGCGCCAAGUAACCUCAACUGCAGAACUGAAGCGGACGGCGCCGCCCCGAUAGGGGCGGCCAAGGGGGAGGCCGGCCGCCGGGAGAGGAGGGCGGAGGCUGCGGCCAACUGCAAGGAGGACUCUCAAGAGAAGCCUUUGAACCUAUCUCGUGGGGCUCUGCACAGCUGCCCGGCAAUUUCUUUGAGCAAAAGUUUAAUCCCAAGCAUCACCUGCCCAUUUUGUACCUUCAAGACGUUUUAUCCCGAAGUUUUAAUGAUGCACCAGAGACUGGAGCAUAAGUACAACCCUGACAUGAACAAAAACUGCAGAGGCAAGUCUUCGCUCCGCAGCAGGCGCACCGGGUGCCCACCCGUGCUCCAGGGGAAGGACGUGCCUCCGCUGGCGACCUUCCGCAAGCCCAAGCCCAGGCCUGCCCUGCCCGCGCAGCCCAGGCCUCUGCCAGCCGACCGAGCCAAGCCGAGCCCCCCAGGCCCGGGCCGGAUGCCCCCGCCGGGGCCCGACACCAGCACUUUAGCACCCAGCAACCUGAAGGCGCCCCGGCCACUGCCCGAGGUGCCUGCCCCGGAGAAGGCGAGACGGCCCGAGACACGGCUGAAGUCCGCCCGGGAUGCGCACUGGGCCCCACCGGGGAGGGACUAUUUCUGCGGCCGUGCCACCUCCGAAUUUGGAGAGCCGCUCCCCAAAAGGCUCAAGCCCUGCGCGGCAUCUCUGGAUGGGGACCAGCCGGGGCCCACUUACCGGCGGGGCUUCGAGCUCCCCAAGUACCACGUGAUGCGUGGGGUGCCAUCGCUGCUGCCCCAAGAGUGUGUGUGCCCACCUCCCGCAGGGCUGCCCCCCAAGCCCAAGUUCAUGGGAUCCAAUGAGGCGGAGCCCGCGGGCCUGCUGACUGCGCAGAAGCCCUUUGGGGGCUCCGGGCCACUCUUUGCCUGCGGCCCCGCGGGUAGCCCCACGGCCGGCCCGGCGUUGGAAGGAAAAAGGCCUGUGUCCUAUCAACACUUAUCUAGCAGCAUGCUACAAAAGAGAAACUACGAGAAUUUUAUUGGGAAUGCACAUUAUCAACCAAAUGACAAAAAAACUUAACUUCCUAUUUGGGGGAAGAAAGGUCUUGGUGGAUAUAAGUGUGUACCCUCCGCCAGAUUAAAUUAGUUCAUCCUUUGAGAAAGCAUACGGUGAAAGCUACUGAGUUAAGCUGUGACUGCACUGUGCAUACGAUAUACAAGGAACACUACGGUUUUGUAAAACUGUUCUAACUUUUGAACCAAAUAGCAAUAAAAAACUAUAGCUGGAACAGUUGAGUUGUUCACAAAUGGAGACGGAAAUCUCUAUUUUGCGCCUGAAUAAUAUUUUUUUUUAGAAUUGACCAAAUAAGUGGAGUUCUUUGCAUACUUGAGCGCUGCUGACAAGGAAUCAUUUGGAUUGGGGGGGGGGGGGGGAGUGGGUUGGGUAGGGAGAAAGUAUAUAAUGCUUGCACCUCAGGUAAAAAUCUGUAAAUGCAUAAGUUGUAACCUUGUUUAAAUACUGUGUGUAUUCUUUUUUUCUAAUGUAGCUCAUCACUUUGAGCAGUUUCUGCUAUUUGUGCUCUUUCAUUUAAAAUGUAUGUCUAAAAAAAUUUGUUUUUCAAUUAUUUGUAUUAUGGUAAAUCCUCUGCCGUCUAUUGUCUUAACAGAAUUGUUGACGGAAGUAUUGACCCUCUAUGAAUAUGUGCUGCAUGUAAUUGAGGUCAGCCAUUCUGAUUUUGGUGCCCUUGGAUUGCAAAUUUCAGUAUCAACUGACGAAGAGUCCAGAUCCCCGGUCCUUUUCUGAGGGAGUGGGGUAUUUGUGGGAUUUUUUAACUGCCAUGUGUCUACAGAGAAACAUUUUCUCUGCAAAGCAGCCGAAUAUCCAGUGGAUGUACCAAAUUGUGUGUGGAGUCACUUAAAUCUGUUUCCUAUCAAAGUAAUAAUUUUUGUGGGAAAAUUCAUUUUUCUGAGCAUUUGCCUAAAUUAAUAUAUAGAAAAUAGAAAUGCCAACUUAAUACAUGUGAAUUACAUAUAUUAGAAACACUUUUAAAGGAAAUGAAGGUUUUUGGGUAAAUUUUAGGUUUGCAUUUGUAAGUCUCGGUGUGUCAGUCAUUUGGGUUAACAGUUGACAUAUUCGUGUGAAUCACAGACACACAUACUGAAUAAGGAACCGCCUGCUGAGCCUUCUGGGAGUUGGGGAAGAGGUAAUCUGUUUCUGGACCUCAGUUGUCUUCCCAUUUUUGGUUGUUUUGAAGCAGCAGUGUUUUUCUCAGUGCACAUACAACUUAGGUUUUAAAGAGAGAAUAACCAUCAGCUGGCUUGCUAGAUGUUUUAAAUUUUUGUUCCCUUAAUAUGCAAUCCAUGGCUGAGUGUAUUCAGCAGUACAUGGGGUUAGCAACACAGAAUAUUUUAUUAAGAAAACUGUUUCAGAAAUAAUUUUGCACUGUAAAGGGAAAAGUCCUAAAAGAAUCCUGAUUUUUUUGUUUUGUUUUCAUAAUGCAACAUGAGGCGUACUUGAUAGAGAAGUCUUAAAUUCCUGUGUUAAAGGGAGACCUAAUUGGGGAUCACUCUGCUGGCAUUGCAAUGAAGUGCUUUGUAUCAGGAAAGUGUACACUAUUUACCUUAUUUCCUGUUCACAAGCUGAGCCAUAUGUACAUAAUCUAGGUUUUUGUUUUCAUAGUUUUGCACUUUUAUAGCCUAUUUUUGAAGAUUAACACAUUUGCAAGAUGAUUAACUUGAUCUUUGCCUAAUCCAAUGAGUGUUACAGAAAGCUCGCUGUGACUAUAAAUGUAAAUCUUAAAAGGGGAUACUUAAUAAUAGAGGGCUGAAGUUUAGCCCUGUAUUUAAAAAAAAAAAAAUCACCAAAUCUAUUUGAAACCAAGUCAAUUCAUGUCAUGCUGAAAUUGUGGGGACUUUCAGAUUUCUCCUUUCUAACCACAUUUCUGACUGCAAAAAAUACCAGUUUCUUUUUCUACAGCCCUUGUACUCCAAAAUGUUUUUUUUAUCCAUCAGUAUUAAAUAUUGGGAUACUACUGGUUUUGUAUGUAUUUUUUUUCUUUCUUUGAAACAACAGUACAUAUAAUAGAGGUACAGUCCGUUGGAUUUUUGUUUAUGUAUUUAUUUCAUUCCAUUUUGAUUUAUUUUAAUUGUUGAUACUUAAGUUGUCCAACAGUAGACAUUACUUGUUUUAUUUAUGAUAUAUUUCAGCUUAAAGUUAUGUUAUUAUAUGUGAAUGUAAAUAUAGAUUUGGUGUUUUGCA
Molecule: messenger RNA, 6378 nt
Organism: Manis javanica (Malayan pangolin)
Lineage: Eukaryota; Metazoa; Chordata; Mammalia; Pholidota; Manidae
Gene: ZNF217
Product: zinc finger protein 217
Biological process (GO): regulation of DNA-templated transcription
Cellular component (GO): nucleus
Molecular function (GO): RNA polymerase II cis-regulatory region sequence-specific DNA binding; DNA-binding transcription factor activity, RNA polymerase II-specific
Source: RefSeq, a predicted model, not a curated record